GGAGAACAUCACUGGACCCUUGGUGCCGACUGCCGGAAUUUUCUACUGUAAUUUCUGGGACUGCUAACUACUCUAGUCCUGCGAAGUGCUGGUAUAAAGCUCCCGGCAACGCGCCUUUGAAUCAGAGUCAUUUGUUACUGCAAUUCCCUCAAACUUAUACCCCGUCGCCCUUCUCUCGCUGCAUUCGCGCACCGCACUCCUUCAGGUAAAUUUCGAGACAAAUAUCAAAAUGGGCAACUUCUGUGCAUACACCCUUGGGUUCUUUUUGCCGCCGCUGGUAGUGGCCCAAAGACGUGGCUGCGGUGCUGAUUUUCUGAUUAACUUGGCCAUGUGUUGUUUAGGAUGGUUGCCUGGUGUUAUCCACGCCUGGUAUAUCAUUUCACAUCAUGAAAAGAAGGUGUACGAGAGUAACUGUUAGAUUAUCAGAAGCAGAAUGGGG
Aplosporella prunicola CBS 121167 is the source of this 439-nucleotide messenger RNA. RefSeq lists its product as uncharacterized. Gene Ontology annotation, cellular component: membrane. The coding region runs from base 230 to 418 and encodes 62 amino acids. The transcript is spliced from 4 exons. The record is from RefSeq and is a predicted model, not a curated record. NCBI's taxonomy places the organism in Eukaryota, Fungi, Ascomycota, Dothideomycetes, Botryosphaeriales, Aplosporellaceae.